Auanema sp. JU1783 is the source of this 1254-nucleotide messenger RNA. NCBI's taxonomy places the organism in Eukaryota, Metazoa, Nematoda, Chromadorea, Rhabditida, Rhabditidae. The record is from the annotation of a GenBank genome assembly.
AUGGAGGCUGAGGAGCCUGUAGAGCCUGUAGAAACGAAACCAAUGUUCCCGCGUUCGCGUAUAUACCAUAGUUAUUAUUCGGAGGAAAAGACAUUCAGCGCAGCUUCAUCAACACAGAAAGGUGCUGGCUUACCACCGUCUAAAGUCUACGUCGGUCGAAAGGAAGGAGAUGAUGACAUUGAGAGUUUGCUUGCCAAAUUAAGUCCUGAGGAGCUCGAGGAUUUGAACAAUGACUUUGAUCCAGAUAACUCUAUGCUUCCUCCUUCUCAACGUUGCCGUGAUCAAACAACGAAAGCUCCGACGGGUCCAUACAAACGUGAAAAUUUGUUGAAAUUUUUAGAAGAACAAGCAAAGAAUGAGAAAGACUGGGAAGAUGUCAUGCCAUAUUCGCCUGGUGUUAAGCGAGGCAAAGUUUUCGAAGACGAGGAUAUGACUAUAAAUGAAAAUAUGGAAAAAGGAAAGGGAGGACUUGGUGAUAUGGAAAUGCCUAUCGAACUCGAUAUUGAAGAUGAGGAUGAGGAUGAAGAUGGUCUUGAUGAAGCUCUUGAUGGAGCACCAGAAAGAGAUCUAGUCGAUUUGGCUGGAAUCUUAGGAAUGCACAAUAUCCUUAAUCAACCUCAGUACUAUAAUGCCUUGAAAGGAAAGCGGCAGGACGAUGCCACUGGAACUACCUUCAGUGGAAUCAUUCGUGGUUACGAGCCCAAAAUCAUUCCUGACGAGCCAGAAAAUGAAACAAAUGUGGACGAUUGUAUAGAGCGCCUUCAAUCUGAUGACGACACGUUGACAGAGGUUAACAUCAAUAACAUGAAACGAGUUUCUAAAGAGAGAAUUCGAACUCUUAUAUCUGCUGCUUGUAACAGUAAACACAUCACGAAGCUGUCCAUGGCCAAUACGGCGAUCUCAGAUAGUGAAGCUAGGGGAUUAGUUGAAUUGUUAGAGUCUUCACCGACUUUAAGAAUCUUAAACGUUGAAUCCAAUUUUUUGACGCCGGAGUUAUUAGCGAGGUUACUAAGAGCUACCUUAAGCACUCAAAGCUUAGUAGAGUUCCAUGCUGAAAACCAGCGCCAAACUGUUUUGGGUAAUCAAAUAGAAAUGGAUAUGAUGAUGUCUGUGGAAGAGAAUGAUUCUUUGCUCCGUGUCGGAGUAGCGUUCCAGUCGAUGGAAGCACGACAUCGUGUUUCGGAAGCUUUGGAACGAAAUUAUGAACGACUGCGUUUGAAACGUCUGGGGAGACUGACAGAGAUCGAAGAAUAA